This is a messenger RNA of Gymnogyps californianus (California condor), 1161 nucleotides long. Its product is annotated as olfactory receptor 14J1-like. Bases 16 to 951 code for a protein of 311 amino acids. Gene Ontology annotation, molecular function: G protein-coupled receptor activity; olfactory receptor activity. Gene Ontology annotation, biological process: G protein-coupled receptor signaling pathway. NCBI's taxonomy places the organism in Eukaryota, Metazoa, Chordata, Aves, Accipitriformes, Cathartidae. Gene Ontology annotation, cellular component: membrane. The transcript has a single exon. The record is from RefSeq and is a predicted model, not a curated record.
GCCUAAAAGCACCAAAUGUCCAACGGCAGCUCUGUUACAGAGUUCCUCCUCCUGGCAUUCACAGACACGCGGGAGCUGCAGCUCUUGCACUUCUGGCUCUUGCUGGGCAUCUACCUGGCUGCCCUCCUGGGCAACGGCCUCAUCAUCACCGCCAUAGCCUGCGACCAGCACCUGCACACCCCCAUGUACUUCUUCCUCCUCAACCUCUCCCUCCUUGACCUGGGCUCCAUUUCUACUACUGUCCCCAAAGCCAUGACCAAUUCCUUGUGGGACACCAGGGCUAUCUCGUACUUGGGAUGUGCUGCCCAGGUCUUUCUGUUUUUCUUCUUGGUUGGAGCAGAGUUUUCCCUGCUCACCGUCAUGGCCUAUGACCGCUACGUUGCCAUCUGCAAACCCCUGCACUACGGGACCCUCCUGGGCAGCAGAGCUUGUGUCCACAUGGCAGCAGCUGCCUGGGGCAGUGGGUUUCUGAAUUCUCUCCUGCACACUGCCAAUACAUUUUCCAUACCACUCUGCCAAGGCAAUGCUGUGAACCAGUUCUUCUGUGAAGUCCCCCAGGUCCUCAAGCUCUCCUGCUCAGACUCCUCCCUCAGGGAAGUUGGGCUUCUUGCUUUUAGCCUUUGUUUAGUAUUUGGGUGUUUUGUGUUCAUCGUGCUGUCCUAUGUGCAGAUCUUCAGGGCCGUGCUGAGGAUCGCCUCUGAGCAGGGACGGCACAAAGCCUUUUCCACGUGCCUCCCUCACCUGGCCGUGGUCUCCCUGUUUAUCAGCACUGGCAUCUUUGCCUACCUGAAACCCCCCUCCAUCUCCUCCCCAUCCCUGGACCUGGUGGUGGCUGUUUUGUAUUCGGUGGUGCCUCCAGCAGUGAACCCCCUCAUCUACAGCAUGAGGAACCAGGAGCUCAAAGACGCACUGAAGAAACUUCUUCAAUCAGUAGUCUUUCAGCAGCUGUAAGCAGCCCAUGUCUCUUCAAAAGUGAUUUUGAAUUCAUGUCGGGAACCUCCUGUGCUUUGGGCAUUCGAUCUGUCAUAAUCCUGCUUGCCCAGGAGUGUCUACAUCCACUCCAUUUCUCCAGAGGCAUGAAGCCAGCCACUCUGACCCACAGGCCUUCGUGCGUGUGUCUGGCACGACGGUACAUCUGGCCUCCUGUGUCACAUCUCUGUA